Phialemonium atrogriseum is the source of this 5196-nucleotide messenger RNA. Its product is annotated as kinesin-domain-containing protein. The record is from RefSeq and is a predicted model, not a curated record. The transcript is spliced from 4 exons. Gene Ontology annotation, biological process: spindle elongation; mitotic spindle organization; microtubule-based movement. Bases 1 to 5196 code for a protein of 1731 amino acids. Lineage: Eukaryota; Fungi; Ascomycota; Sordariomycetes; Cephalothecales; Cephalothecaceae. Gene Ontology annotation, molecular function: ATP binding; microtubule binding; microtubule motor activity. Gene Ontology annotation, cellular component: microtubule associated complex.
AUGGCAGGCUCUCCGCCAGAAUCGCCGGGGACACUACCUCCGCGACCACUAAGCGCCAUGGUGAGGGCCGCGCCGAGGAGUAACAGUCGGAUGAGCAUGAACAGCAAGGCCGGUGGAGGAAGCAGGGCCUCGGAUGAAGAUGCCAGGACUUCGGUUAGAGUUGCCGUUCGCGUUCGGCCGCCACUGAAUCCCGAAGACCCCGGCUACGAUCUCAUCCCCCAGCGAUUCCAGCGGUCUAUGGUCCAGGUCACGUCGAGUACAAAUCUGGCAAUCGACGCACCACAAGGGAAGAAGCUCUUCGUCUUCGAUAGGGUUUUUGGGCCCGAUGUGGAUCAGGAGGGCAUUUGGGAAUACCUCAACGACUGUGUCAACUCGUUUACCCAGGGAUACAAUGUUUCUCUCCUCGCUUACGGCCAGUCGGGCGCGGGGAAGUCGUAUACUAUGGGCACGUCUGGCCCUGCCGAGCAGGGAGAUCUGGAGGUUAUGGGUGUUAUCCCGCGUGCGGCCACGGCACUUUUCGAGAGGCUUGAUGGGCCGAAAGGCAACCCCAACCGUAAUUCCAUGUCUCAGCUGCGGACCCCAGCGAGAUAUUCUAUGCAACCUGCAAGCCUGAAGGGAGAGAAGAACUGGACUCUGAAGGCGACAUAUGUUGAAAUCUACAACGAGCAGCUCCGGGACCUCUUGAUUCCGGACCAUAUCCCGUCGCAUGAGCGAGGCAGCGUGACGAUUCGCGAAGAUGUUAAGGGCAACAUCAUCCUCACUGGUUUGCGACAAGUCGAGAUCAAUUCGGUGGACGACUUGAUGAAUGCGCUGAAUUUCGGCUCGACGCUGCGGCAGACGGACGCGACUGCUAUUAACGCAAGGUCGUCGCGAUCGCAUGCCGUCUUCAGUCUCAAUCUGGUGCAGCGGAAGAACAAGCUGCAAACGACGCAGGGCCCCGAAAAACGCUUUUCGGUACCUCUCGAGGCCAUGUCGGGGACCGAAACAUGGGUAACCACGGACAGCAAGCUGCAUUUCGUGGAUUUAGCCGGCAGCGAGCGUCUCAAAAACACCGGGGCGCAGGGUGAGCGGGCCAAAGAGGGCAUCUCAAUCAACGCGGGCUUGGCAGCGCUCGGAAAAGUCAUCUCGCAGCUUUCGUCGCGCCAGGCCGGCUCGCACGUGUCAUACCGAGAUUCCAAGUUGACACGCCUCCUCCAGGACUCCCUCGGCGGCAAUGCGAUUACCUACAUGAUCGCCUGCGUGACGCCGCCGGAAUUCCACCUCAGCGAGACGCUCAACACGGUGCAAUAUGCCCAGAGGGCCCGAGCCAUCCAGAGCAAGCCGCGGAUCCAGCAGGUCGAGGAGGGUGACAAGCAAGCCAUAAUUGAUCGGCUGAAGGCCGAGGUGGCCUUCCUGCGUGAGCAGAUCCGGAGUGCGGAACGUGGCGGGGGUGACAGACGCAUGCUUGCCGCAGGCGAGAGGUCCGAGCGGCAGAACGAGCGGGAGGUUGAGCUCCAGAACCAGUUACUGGACUCGCAGGAAAAUUACACCACGCUAAGUCAGCGCCAUGCGAAACUCAUUGCCGAGAUGGCUAAGGCUCGGGAUAAUGAGCUCGCCGAAAACGAGCAGCUCGAGCACUCCCUGGGCGAUAGCGCAACGGAGCGGUUAAAUCGGUCCAACAGCUUCGCCCAGGCCGUCGAGCAGGUCGUCCUGGAAUAUGAAAAGACUAUCCAGUCUCUGGAACAGUCGCUGUCCAGCACCCGUACCACCCUGUCCAACACUGAGACGUCGCUUCUCGAGAAGGAAACUAAGUGUGCCUAUACCGAGACCAUCAACUCACAGCUCCAGGCGCGACUGCAGAAGCUUAUGGACCGCGAGGCCAGUACCGAGAACUAUCUUCACGACCUGGAAUCAAAGUUGGAUGGCCAUACGUCCGGCGAGGAGAAGAAUGCCACCAUUAUCUUGGAGUUGCGCAAGGAGAUUGCGCGCGUACGAGAGAAUGAGGCCACCUGCGAGGACUACAUCUCCACGUUGGAGGAGCGGCUCGCCGAGGCUGACCAGGAUGCUGAACUGAUGCAACGCGAAAUCGACCGCUUGGAGCAGGUUGUGGAACGACAGCGCAGCCUCGGGAAGCUGGAUUCACUGUUGUACGAGCUCGACCAUAUCCAGCAGGACGCCAAGGCGCCCGAAGCCGAGCCUGAGCUCAAUAACGGCACUACCCGACAGCGAGGUAACAGUCGGGGCACGGCAGACCAUUCGCGCAGCCAGAGUCAUGUCAGCCGUCACUCCCACAAAGAAGAUGUCAUCCUCGAGGGUGACGAGAGUGACGACGUGGACGAGGACACGACGCCGCUGGCUGAGGAUGAGAGGGCCGCGAGAGAAGCGACACCGCAGCCGUCGCUGGAGACACUUGACGCGAGCCCAGAGGCUCCCGAGGACUACCCCGCAAGCCCUGCGCAAUCCAGGUUCGUAGCCGACAAGCUUGAGACGAUGACCCAGGAGCUUGUCCACCUCAGGGUCGAACAUGAGACCACGCUCAACGAGUUCGAUCUGCUCCAUGCCAAGUAUGACGAGGCUCUUCGAGCCCUCGCCGAGCUUCAGGACUCCAUCGACGAGGCGCGCCAUCCUAACCGCCAGCGCGAUUCGAUGCUGUCCGUGACAUCCCCGACACAGACAAGACCCCCGUCCUACCUGUCCGACGCAAGAUCGAGCGAAACAAAGGAUGGAGGCCGCUACUCGUCAUCGCGGUCGCUUUCUUCCGAGUUGUCAUCAGCCAUGGAAUCCCCUGCUACCAUGCUCGACAGUUCCGACGCCGAGACGGCCGUGCCCAACAGCUCGAACGAACAUGACGCGAAUGGCGGCGACCUAGCGGCAGAACUGAGUCGGUUGAAGUCAAUGGCUGCGGCAAAGGAGUCGGCGGAGCAAGAGCUGGUCGAGAAGUAUGCCGAACUGGAAAGAAAACACCACGAGACACUCGACGUCGUGGAGGAACUCAAGACCGAGGUUGCCAAAGCCCAGGCUGCUACUACAGAAGCCUCGUCGCCGAGGGGCAGUACCCCCGUAAUCCGCCGCAAAUCGAGCCAGAACGUCAUGAUCAUCGACCGCGCACACCGAUCCUUCGCAUCUCUCCGCAACAUUGCGAGCGAGAAUUUCGAGGACCAACCCGAUGUGAUGCAGAACUUCGAACUCAACCUGAACGCUGCGAUGCAUGAGCUCCACGCCCGCUCGGAGAGGAUACAGGAGCUCGAGGCAGACGUUGCGUCAGCCAGGAAGGAGAUGGAGACAAAGAUGACAAUCAUCUCGGGCCUGACUCGGGAACGCUCGAGCCUGAAAGCGUCUCCCAUGGAUAUGGCGGUGGUGUCCAAUUUGAGAGAGCAGCUUGAGAAGAAUGAGAAGCAACUCCAGGAGAUCCAAGAAGCCCGCGCCGCCCGCGAGAGAGAACUGGAGCUCGAAGUUAGCGAGUUGCGGAAAUCAUUGAACAAGUCGGCCGAACCCCUCGAAGGACAAGUCAACGACGGGACAGCCCGUGAUCUGCCCCAGCAAUACGAGGCCCACGAGAAGAAAAUAGCCGAGCUCGAGUCAGAGCUUGCCAGCUGGGAAGCGAAGCACCAAACGGCAUUGGAGAACAUGCGUGCCGCCGAGACGGAAACGAGAAAGACGAUUGAGGAACUCGAAGCCCAGCUCGCCCAGCUUUCCGAGUCCAAGGAUAAGAUGAAGAAGGAUGGCGAUGAUGCCGAGGAGAUGGAGACCAAGCACCAGAAGCUCGUCGGUUUCUUACGCAGCGAGAUCGACGAGUACAAGGCCACCAUCAACAGCAACGUCUUGAAGCUCGCCGAAGUUGAAGAACAGCAUGCUGCAGCCAGGAAUCUGCUCGACGCCGCAUCUCGGGACCGGGAUGCAGCUGCUGGCGACCUGGAGACCCAGAGACAGCUUGUCUCGUCGUUGCAGAACCAGAUUGCUAGCCACGAAGAGGUUAUCAAGACGCACCACGACAGCCUCGAAGAGCUCCGGGCCGCGCACGCGCACGAGAUCGCCGAGAUCGAGGCGUCUACGAAGCAAGAAUACGACUCUCAAUUGGCGACCAUCAUGUCUGAGCAUGCCGAGAACGUGAGGGCGCUCGAGAGCGAGCUCACCGAAACCCGCGAAGAUCUGAUGAAGGUUGCCACUCAAGUCGCGUUCGCCCUGGGUCUCGAUGUCAGCGUCGAAAUGAUCACGGAGCGCAUUGACGACCUGAUCGCUGACCAGAAAGCACUCAGCCAAGAGCAGAGGAUGCGGGCAGAGCUCGAGGGGCAUGUGAACGACUUGACAAAUAUCAAUGACACCAUCAUGCGGGAUUUGGAGGCCGUCAAGUCGGCCAUGACGGAAAUAAUGUCGUCCGACGGCGAGCAGCUGAAGAGCCCAUACCCGUCUGUAACGGAGCAGUUCUUGGUUGUGAAGAAGAAGCUGGUCGAUCUGGAGACGAAGAACAAGAAGAACUCGCGCCUCGUCGAGGAGCUUGAAGACCAACUCCAGACCAACUUUGACCAGACACAGAUGACCAACAACCGCUUGUCCACCCUGCAGACGGAGCGCAACGCCCAGCUCGAUGAAGCAAACGCGGCUAGGUCGAAGCUUCAGUCGGAACUGGACACCAUCAAAGAGGAAUAUGCCUCGCUCCAGGCCAAGUUUGAAAGCAGUAAUUCGGUCGACGGGCCCCAACGUACCAACUCGAUGAACUCGCAUCUUCGCAAGAGCGCAUCGGUCGCCUCCCUCCCAUCUCCCCCGCCCGCCAUCCCUCUUCCUCCUCUGCCCAGCACUUCAGGUGGCGCGCCGGCCGGCGUUUCAGGCCAGCCAGGUUCACCCACGGGCCGACCGGGAAGCAAGGACAUCGCCAUCUCCCAGAUCCAGGAGGACCAGGAAGCACGCAUCCGCACCAUCGAGAAGCACCUGCAUGCUGAGAAGCAGCUGACCCAGACUCUUGAGGAGGCCCUCACGGACCUGGAACACCAGCAGAACAAGAUCAAGGCAGACUGUGACGCAUGGCGCCGCCGAUGCACUGAUCUCGAGACCGAACUGAAGGACCUGAAGGAGAAGCCGCAGGAUCAGCGGUGGAGCUUGCACCAGGUCGAAGAGGAGCGCAAGAAGCGCCGGGAUGCGGAGAUCGCGAGGGCACACCUCGAGGAACGCAUGAAUGCCAUCUCGAAGAAGAAGAAGAAGGGCAGCCUCAACUGCUUCUAG